This is a messenger RNA of Didymodactylos carnosus, 1200 nucleotides long. The record is from the annotation of a GenBank genome assembly. NCBI's taxonomy places the organism in Eukaryota, Metazoa, Rotifera, Eurotatoria, Philodinida, Philodinidae.
AUGGAUAUACCAUUAGUCGCAUCCGAUACGUUAUCAUCUUAUACUGAAUACACUACAAGUAAAUAUAUUGGUAAAGAAAUAGCUAAAACAUUAAUUCAAACUGGUUUAUCUGAAUUAGCAUCAGUUGGUAUAGAUAGUACGUUAAAUUCAAUAUCAAAUACUUAUGAAAGGGAAUUACAUGAAAAAAUUAAACAAGCAGUGAAUGAUAACUGGAAUACGAAAAUUACAAAAUUACCAGAAGCAACAAUGCUGAAAAAUUUUACAAGUCGAUGUGGUCCAGUUAUGCAAGGUUUAGGUCAAGCCCUGGCUGGUACUAAAGGCACAAUACAACGUUUAUUCAAUACAUAUGCUCCUACAUUAAUUGGUUUAGGUGUAAAUAUUGGGGUUGAAAAAGCUAAAAACACAAAUAAACAAUACGUAUUAAGUAAAAGUAUUGAAUCAAUUGCGGGUGCAAAUCGUAUUGAACGAUUAGCAAAUACUUUUGAACUAAUUCAUGCAGCAUCAAGUCCAAAUGAUACUAAAAUUAAAUAUGCAGAUGAUUUAGUUAUUUUCUCGGCUGAAGCUAGGGCUAUUGAUGUAAACGACCUUAAUAUUGAUCCUAAAGACGUUUAUCCAGCAAAUCUUAAUAGUGAAAGUUUACAACAAGUUUAUUAUAAUGUUGCAUUAGUUGCUAAUAAAAUGUCUCAAAGUAAAACAUAUGAUGAAGCAAUGAAGAUUCUCGACGAUAACAAUGUAGUUAAAGAAUUAAGAAAAGAUGUUUCUUUAGCUAUGAAAAAUGAUGAAAAAUUAUUGAAAGAAUUUAGAUGGACAAAUAGAACUGAUUUAAAAUCUCAUUUUAUUAGUUUAACUGGUUACUAUGUGGACAAGAAGGAGCAAUUAAGAUUAGAUGAUAAAGAUAUAGAAUAUUUUAAAACAGAAUUUGCAACUGCUAACCUACCAGUUAAAUAUUCUGAGAUGAAACGAAGAAAAGGAAUUGAUGAUAUGGGCAGUGAAGUAACAUUAGCUGAUCACCAUCUUAUAUCAAAAACAGAGAUUCGCUCGCAACUAGUCGCACUCAUAUCAACAUUAACUGAUGAAGAGUUAAAAAGUACUAUGGAAGCGUAUUUAAACGAUCCUAGAAAUCCCUCAAACAAAGUACUUGUAAUGAACGGAAUUGGUGGGGCGAAAGAUCCGCAGAUCAGUUAUAUGGAAUCCAAAUAA